AAUUUGAGGUUUUGAACUCUCUUCAGUCAUCUCUUCUGGAAUGUUGUUUUCAGUUUUUUGCUCGCUUAUAAUGGGACGUUGACGAGAGUUAAGUCAGAAGUAUUGUAUGAUGGGAACUGGGUUCAGCAGUGUAAGGCAGCAACUUCCCAAAGUUCGAAACUUCAACGCUGCCAACCGAGCCCUGCGAGCUGAGAAGGCAAAGCCACCAACACAUAAAAGUCACGCAGCUGCCUUGAACCAAUUCAAAACGCAGAAUCCUGAUUUGUUCAUGUCAUUUGUUAAAGAAAGCAGCGCGAAAGAUCAAAACUUGGAAGCUAAUUUGAAAUCCGUUUUUGUCAAAUCAGAGGGAGACAAUCCGAUCAUUGAAACCAAAAAAGCAAAAGCUUUGAGAAGUUUGCCUCAGGUGAAACCAGAAGAGUCACAUGAAACAGCUGUUCCGAAGGGAAAAUUAACAAUUGUACAACUCUUUGAAUUGCUGCAGAAAUAUAAUGAUGGAUCCUCACUUCCUCUGCUGGCAUCGAAAUUGCGUAUCAGUGAGUCAGACUUGAGAGAUGUGAUUAAGUAUUGCUCCCUGCUGGAUGUGGUGGUAGACCGGCCAGAUUACGAACCCUACUCUCCAGAAGUGGAGCAGUUAGACUCUGGGGACUCCUCAGACAGUGACCUCGUGACACCCCAAGUUGUAUCAGCUCUCAAUUCAUCUCAGUUUGAUGAUGAAACAGAAGGAACUAGACCCAAAACUGUGCUGAAACCAGUAAACAGAUUUAAACAACAACUCUAACUUGGAUUUAAACUUUGUACCUAAUGAAUUAAAUGUCAAAAUCUA
Symsagittifera roscoffensis is the source of this 823-nucleotide messenger RNA. RefSeq lists its product as uncharacterized. The transcript has 2 exons. Bases 107 to 778 code for a protein of 223 amino acids. NCBI's taxonomy places the organism in Eukaryota, Metazoa, Xenacoelomorpha, Acoela, Convolutidae. Gene Ontology annotation, cellular component: mitochondrion. The record is from RefSeq and is a predicted model, not a curated record. Gene Ontology annotation, biological process: mitochondrial respiratory chain complex I assembly.